Molecule: messenger RNA, 3016 nt
Organism: Neoarius graeffei (lesser salmon catfish)
Lineage: Eukaryota; Metazoa; Chordata; Actinopteri; Siluriformes; Ariidae
Gene: parp3
Product: poly (ADP-ribose) polymerase family, member 3
Exons: 11
Coding region: 120-1694 (524 amino acids)
Cellular component (GO): site of double-strand break
Molecular function (GO): NAD+ poly-ADP-ribosyltransferase activity
Source: RefSeq, a predicted model, not a curated record
UUGACGUGAUUGCAGCAUUGGGGUGUGGCUUUACGGGAUGCGGAAGUAGCUUCUGCAAGACUCGGUAAAGCAGCCGUUUUGAUAUUGUGCACUCAGCUGUUCCAGGACAAGAAGAAAGGAUGGCGCCAAAGAGAAAGGCAGCAUCUGCCACCAAAGCAGGUGGAAAGAAGCUAAAAGAGGAGGCUGAAGCUCCAGUAAAAGACAAGUUCACCUCUGCUAAAGAAGCUCUGAAGGCCACAGGGCCACAGGUUAAAGCCAGCCGGAAACCAGACUGCUCAUGUCCCCUAUCAGAUGCCGAGGUUCAUGAAGAUUAUGAUUGCAUGCUGAACCAGACCAACAUUGGAAAUAACAACAACAAAUUUUAUGUAAUCCAAGUCUUACUGUCAGGAAGGAAGUAUUAUUGCUGGACAAGAUGGGGCAGAGUGGGAGAAAUGGGACAGAACAAUUUAGCUGGACCAUCAAACGUUGAUGCUGCCAUUAAGAACUUUGAAAAAAAAUUCAAAGACAAAACAAAGAAUAACUGGAGUGAUCGGGAUAACUUUGUUUCUCAUGCGGGAAAGUACACUCUGAUCGAGGUGGAAGGAGACCAGGAGGCUGAAGUGAUGGUUGAUGCUGUAGGUAGCAGCCAAGCGACAGUAAUCAAGAACAUUCUGCCUUGCACACUGGACAAUGCAACUCAAAGACUCAUCCAGUUCAUCUUCAACAAUGACAUGUUCAAGGAGGCCAUGGAGAGCAUGAACCUGGACAUUAAGAAGAUGCCACUGGGGAAGCUAAGUAAGCAGCAGAUUGCUAAAGGCUUUGAGGCAUUAGAAGAGAUUGAGGAGGCCCUAAAGAAGAAAAGUAAUGAAAGCAAGUUAGCAGAGCUUACUUCUAAGUUCUUCACCAUUAUUCCACAUAAUUUUGGCCGCAAUAGACCCCCUGUUAUCAGAGAUGAUGCCAUCCUUCAGGACAAGAAGGAGAUGCUUCUGGUCUUGGCAGAUAUAGAGAUAGCCCAAAGCCUUAAAGCGGAAUCAGAAAAAAUGAAGGAGGAGAUGGUGGCGACUGUUCCUCAUCCUAUAGACCAGGACUACCAGUCUCUAAAAUGCAACCUCACACUCAUGGAUAAAAAAUCUAAAGAGUUUAAGAUUAUUGAGAAGUACUUAAAUGCUACUGGCCAAGGACUGUCCAUAAUAGAUGUAUGGCAGGUGGACAGAGAAACAGAAGGAGAGCGCUUUAGCGCCAGUGAUGCUUUGGAGAACCGGAAGCUGCUGUGGCAUGGCACUAACGUGGCUGUGGUGGCGGCCAUUUUGAAAAGUGGUCUGCGCAUCAUGCCACACUCUGGUGGUCGAGUGGGGAGGGGGAUUUAUUUUGCCUCAGAAAAUGAAAAAUCUGCUGGUUAUGUCCGAACAUCAAAGGAUAUUGGCAUUAUGUUUCUGAAUGAAGUUGCUCUGGGCAAGGAAUACACCAUCACAAAGGAUGACUCAAGCUUAAAGAAGGCUCCUAAUGGCUAUGACAGUGUGGUAGCACGUGGGACACAAGAACCAGAUCCCUCAAAAGACGUCUCCAUUGAGCUGGAUGGGAAGAAAGUGACUGUGCCACAAGGGAAAGCCAUAAAACAAGCUCAGUACAAAAACAGCCAUUUCUACAACAGUGAGUAUCUAAUUUACAAGGAGAGUCAGUGUCGCAUCCGUUAUCUGCUGGAGCUGCGCUUCUAACUUCUGCUGCAAGGCGACUGGCAAAAUAUACAGAAAAUUGCUCUGCUAAUCGUUUAAACUACACAAAAUUGCUUUUGUGUAUUACAUUACAUUCCUAGUCAACCAAAGUCUGUCAAGAGUCUGAUUUGCUGACAAGUUCAAUAAAAAAUUAAUUUGACUAAAUAAAGCCAUCAGGAAAUUAAUAUUUGUUGAUGAGGAUUAUUUGCUGAAUCCUUUCAAAUUACAACCACAUUUUUAUAUGUAGCAGGCAUUUUGUUAAGUCUGGUUGUUUUUUCUGCCUUUGGUCAAGACAAAUUUUGAGUGCCUUCCUUUUAUUAUAUAAUCUGUUUGAAUGGUGGUCUGUGUAUCCAUUAUAGUUGAAUAGUGCACCUUCUAAUAAUAUCCCAUGUGGAGCGGAGAUGUUUGCAAUAUCUGAAGAAGUUUAGUUAAAUUGCGCUGGAAUUUCCAUUUAUUCUGUUAGACUGUUCUAUACUGGCUCUCUAUCCUGACUUUCUUUUUAACUUCUUUGAAGUUUCAGGUUAUAUUCAUGCUUGUGUUCCUAGGUUUUUGUUUGUUUGUUUAAGAUGUUCUUGUUUUUUUUGCUUCGGCAAGAUUUUAUGGUACCAUUGUCAACUGAAUCAUGUGCAGCAAGAAAGGGCCUUUAUUCAUCUUAGGGUGGAAAAAAAUAGUGCUGUCUGGGGGAAAAAAUAAUUUUACACACUUAUUUGUUUGAACUCCAAAAUAACUUUUGUUUUAUUGUUUAACAAUUUUAAUGGAUUUAUAUUAGUUAUUUAUAAACUUUUUUUUAAAUUGAUGAGUAAGACUAAAUUAAUUCUAAGAAAAGCACCAUAGUACCUGAAUACUUUGUUUCCAAGUCAGCUUUUCAAAGUGGUGAUCUGCCUGGGGCUCAUGUAAAGUCCUUCAGAAAGUACCAGAUGCAAAUACACCUUGAAAAAAAACCCAUCAAACCGCAUACAGGAUUCCAUUUUCUUAUUUCAUGCGGCUUCUUGAAAAUGUUAUGAGGUUGUAUUUGGCCAUUAUUCUUUCUGUGUAGUACUUUUGUAGCACAUCAUCGAUUAAUGAGAGAUGAUUAACUACAAAGUUUUUGUUUUUGAAAGUGUGCUCCAAAUUGAAGUUUAUUAUGCAUCCCUGGAUAUCGCACUAUGAAUACAACAUGGAAAACGUUGCCUCUAAUGCUUGUUGAAGUCCAGUAUAUUGCAUAGUCUAAUUGCAUUUUGCUUUAAUAAUUAAUUUUGAAGGAAUGUCAAGCUCUAAAGAGUGCCUUGGGUAAACUUCUUGCUGUGUAUCUCAACAGGUGGGAAAAUAAAUACAUUGUGCUUAAA